This is a messenger RNA of Gadus morhua (Atlantic cod), 2299 nucleotides long. Its product is annotated as serine/threonine-protein phosphatase 6 catalytic subunit. Lineage: Eukaryota; Metazoa; Chordata; Actinopteri; Gadiformes; Gadidae. Gene Ontology annotation, molecular function: protein serine/threonine phosphatase activity. The record is from RefSeq and is a predicted model, not a curated record. The transcript is spliced from 7 exons. Bases 73 to 990 code for a protein of 305 amino acids.
GGCCAGCGGGGGGCGGUAAAGGCGCAGACAGGCCCUGUUCAGGAAGCGCUCCGGGGGCUCAUCAACGGUACAAUGGCGCCUCUGGACCUGGAUAAAUAUGCGGAGAUCGCAAAGCAGUGUAAAUACCUCCCAGAGAACGACCUCAAGAGAUUAUGCGACUAUGUGUGUGACCUACUGCUGGAAGAAUCCAACGUCCAGCCCGUGUCCACCCCCGUCACAGUAUGUGGGGACAUCCACGGACAGUUCUAUGACCUCUGUGAGCUCUUCAGGACAGGCGGUCAGGUCCCAGACACAAACUACAUCUUCAUGGGGGACUUUGUGGACCGGGGGUAUUACAGUCUGGAGACGUUCACAUACCUGCUGGUCCUGAAAGCCAAGUGGCCGGACCGCAUCACCCUACUCCGGGGGAACCACGAGAGCCGGCAGAUCACACAGGUGUACGGCUUCUAUGAUGAAUGCCAAACCAAAUAUGGAAAUGCCAACGCCUGGAGAUACUGUACCAAAGUAUUCGACAUGUUGACAGUUGCUGCACUGAUGGAUGAGCAAGUGUUGUGUGUACACGGUGGUCUAUCGCCUGACAUCAAAACGUUGGACCAGAUCCGAACCAUCGAAAGGAACCAGGAGAUCCCCCACAAGGGAGCGUUCUGUGACCUGGUGUGGUCCGACCCGGAGGACGUGGACACCUGGGCCAUCAGUCCAAGAGGCGCCGGCUGGCUGUUUGGGGCGAAGGUCACCAACGAGUUUGUCCACAUCAACAACCUGAAGCUGAUCUGCAGGGCCCACCAGCUGGUCCACGAGGGCUACAAGUUCAUGUUUGAUGAGAAGCUGGUGACGGUGUGGUCCGCCCCCAACUACUGCUACCGCUGUGGGAACAUCGCCUCCAUCAUGGUGUUCAAGGACGCCAGCACCCGGGAGCCCAAGCUGUUCCGCGCCGUCCCUGACUCGGAGCGGGUCAUCCCUCCUCGCACCACCACGCCCUACUUCCUCUGAAGACCCUUAAUGACCCAGACCUCUGAAGACACCUUACUCACCCAGACCUCUGAAGACCCCUCACUGACCCAGACCUAUAAAGACUGCCCUCUGACCCAGACCUAUAAAGACCCCUCACUGACCCAGACCUAUAGAGACCCCUCACUGACCCAGACCUAUAAAGACUACCCUCUGACCCAGACCUAUAAAGACCCCUCACUGACCCAGACCUAUAGAGACCCCUCACUGACCCAGACCUAUAAAGUCUACUUGCUGACCCAGACCUAUAAAGACUACUCGGUGACCCAGACCUCUAAAGACCCCUCACUGACCCAGACCAUAAAGACCCCUCACUGACCCAGACCUUUGAAGACCCCUCACUGACCCAGGUCUAUAAAGACCCCUCAGUGACCCAGACCUAUAAAGACUACUCGCUGAACCAGACCUCUAGAGACCCUUCACUGACCAAGGCCUAUAAAGACCCCUCAGUGACCCAGACCCUAUAGACCCCAAAACCCAGAACAAUGGUACUGCCCUCUGUAUGUAGUAUCCUAGACCACCGCAUCUAAGAUGCAUAGCUCUACAUUUGUCUUGUAUUACAUACUGUAGUGUAGUAUAUUACAUACUACAGUAUAUUACUGUAGUAUAUUCCAGUAUAUUACUGCAGUGUAUUCAAUACUGCAUUUUAUUAAAUACUCUAGUAUAUCAAAUACUGUAGCAUAUUACAUACAUAGUAAAGGUUUAUAAUAUACUACAGUAUAUAUCUGAUACUAAGUAUAUGAGAUAGUAAUUCUACAGUAUAUGACACACUGUAGUAUCUUACAUACUGCUGUAUAUAACAAAUACUACAGGAUAUGACACACUAGUAUAUUGCGUACUGUAGUAUAUUACAUAUUAAUGCUACAGUAUAUUUCGUAAGUUGGAUCUCUGCAUUUUGUGCCAACUAUGAACAUCAAACUAGCACUGCAAGUAUUUUUUCGUAAUUGUCUCCCAAUCUCAAUAUGUUUGAGUCGUCAAUGUAAUUGAUAGGCUCAUUAAAGUGUGUCGCCAAUUGCCAAGGCUAUGUAAAUGUUACAGAGAAACUUCAUUCAAAAGGAAAUAAGACGACCGUUAGUAUAAAAUGAAACAUUAUGAAGAGUGGUUGAUAUGUUUAUUAGGUAAUAUAUAAAUAUAAUGUUUUAUUUUAUUUUUGUUAUGGCAAUGUAUUGUUUGUAAAAUAAUGCUGACUGCACUGCACAAAGCCAAUGAGCUUUUAUUCUGAUGGGCGUAUUGUUUUAGCUGAAUGUACACGUCUGGUAUUGUGUUCUUAUAAAUAAACAUGUCAACCAAA